Chroicocephalus ridibundus (black-headed gull) is the source of this 12059-nucleotide messenger RNA. RefSeq names its product ANKH inorganic pyrophosphate transport regulator (gene ANKH). Gene Ontology annotation, biological process: phosphate ion transmembrane transport. Gene Ontology annotation, cellular component: plasma membrane. The transcript is spliced from 12 exons. Gene Ontology annotation, molecular function: phosphate transmembrane transporter activity. Lineage: Eukaryota; Metazoa; Chordata; Aves; Charadriiformes; Laridae. The record is from RefSeq and is a predicted model, not a curated record. Bases 739 to 2220 code for a protein of 493 amino acids.
CGCCGCCGGCCCCGUACUGCGCUUCGCCGGCCCGCACAGGCCACCUCCAGCGGCAGCGGCGGCCCGACCCGCACCGCGGCCUGCGCCGGACCCGCGGCGGCGGCGGCGGCGGCGGAGGAGGAGGAGGAGGAGGAGGAGGGCGGUGUUUUCCUGCGCGGCGCCGCGGCCGGCGAGCGUCAGGCGGGGCGGCGGAGAGAGGGGGGGUAGUGGAGGGGGAGGCCCCGGCCCGGCCCUUCCCCUGUCCCCCGCGCCCCGAGGAUGGCAGCGCUGCCCGCACGAGUGGCUGGCGGCGGUGUCCCUCCUCUUUUUUUUUCCGGCAGCGGCGGCGGCGGCGGCGGCAGCGGCGGAUCAUUGUUGUGUGGGAGGAGGGCGGCGGGGAUGGACUUGAUCUCUCGGGUCUCCUGCUGAGGCGGCAGCACUGCGCGCCCCGCCGCCCAGACAGCACCCAGCCAGGGCCGAGCCGCGCCGGGCCAGGGAGGGACCGGCUCCCCCCCCUCCGCCCCAUCCUCCGGCUGCUUUAUUUUUUAGGGGGCUCUUCUGCUUCUCGCCCUUAUCCCCCCCACGCCCUCCCUCCGUCCUCCCCGCUCGCACACACGCAGAGGGACACGCACGCACCCUCCUCCUCUGCCCUUUCAUCCUUCCCUUCCCCCCCCCGCCCCGCAACCCAACCUUCCCCGCCGCCCUCCGCCGCCGUCCUCCCGCGGCAGAUGCGCUGGGGGUCAGCGCGCAGCUGGGACUAUGGUGAAAUUUCCAGCCCUCACCAACUACUGGCCCCUCAUCCGCUUCCUCGUCCCUCUCGGCAUCACCAACAUCGCCAUCGACUUCGGGGAGCAGGCUUUGAAUAGGGGCAUUGCUGCUGUCAAGGAAGAUGCUGUGGAAAUGCUGGCCAGCUAUGGGCUGGCGUACUCCCUGAUGAAGUUCUUCACGGGUCCGAUGAGUGACUUCAAAAAUGUAGGCCUGGUGUUUGUGAACAGCAAACGAGACAGGACCAAAGCAGUUUUGUGCAUGGUUGUGGCUGGCGCUGUAGCUGCUAUAUUUCAUACCUUAAUAGCGUAUAGCGAUUUGGGGUAUUACAUUAUUAAUAAGCUGCACCAUGUGGAUGAAUCAGUGGGAAGUAAAACUCGGAGGGCCUUCCUUUAUCUUGCUGCCUUCCCUUUUAUGGAUGCCAUGGCAUGGACCCAUGCUGGGAUUCUGCUGAAACACAAGUACAGUUUCCUAGUGGGAUGUGCCUCCAUCUCAGAUGUCAUAGCUCAGGUUGUUUUUGUAGCCAUUUUGCUUCACAGUCACUUGGAGUGCAGGGAGCCUCUCCUUAUCCCGAUCUUGUCUUUAUACAUGGGAGCACUUGUCCGGUGUACCACGUUAUGCCUCGGAUACUACAGGAACAUACAUGAUGUCAUUCCUGACAGAAGUGGGCCUGAAAUGGGGGGAGAAGCUACAAUAAGGAAGAUGCUGAGUUUCUGGUGGCCUUUGGCAUUAAUUUUGGCAACUCAGCGAAUAAGUAGGCCCAUUGUCAACCUUUUUGUCUCCCGGGACCUUGGUGGCAGUUCUUCAGCCACAGAGGCGGUGGCAAUUCUGACAGCUACGUAUCCUGUGGGACACAUGCCGUAUGGCUGGCUGACAGAGAUCAGAGCAGUAUACCCUGCUUUUGACAAGAAUAACCCGAGCAAUAAAUUGGUGAACACCAACAGCACCGUCACAGCGACACAUAUCAAGAAGUUCACUUUUGUUUGCAUGGCAUUGUCCUUAACGCUCUGUUUUGUGAUGUUUUGGACGCCAAACGUGUCAGAGAAGAUAUUAGUUGACAUAAUUGGAGUAGACUUCGCUUUUGCAGAGCUGUGUGUUGUUCCUUUGCGCAUCUUCUCCUUCUUUCCAGUUCCAGUGACUGUCAGAGCGCACUUGACCGGUUGGCUGAUGACUCUAAAGAAGACAUUUGUGUUGGCACCCAGCUCAGUGCUGCGGAUUAUCGUCCUCAUCGCUAGUCUCAUUGUGCUGCCUUACUUGGGAGUUCAUGGAGCCACUCUUGGAGUAGGAUCCCUUCUAGCUGGUUUUGUAGGAGAGUCCACCAUGGUUGCAAUAGCAGCCUGCUACGUCUAUCGGAAACAGAAAAAGAAGCGGAACGAGAACGAAGCAGCUACAGAAGGUGAAGACUCUGCAAUGACCGACAUGCCUCACACAGAGGAAAUGACAGACAUCGUAGAAAUGAGAGAAGAGAAUGAAUAAUAAAUGGGAUGCAAUUGUUCUCUGCAGGGACGAUUGGAGUGACACUUCAGCAUCUUGUCGUCUCUCAUACUUUUUUGUUUGUUCGUUUUUAUUUUUGUAAUAAAGAGGCCUUGAUUUAAAAGGUUUCAGAUAAAUUCUCUAGCAUACUGAGUAUGCUCUCACUGAUGAGGGACCUAAAAAGAGGUCUUUGCUUCUUUUUUCUUUUUUUUUUUCCCCCAAUUGAAUUUGUUUUCUCACUCCAUGCAAACACAAAAGAUACAAUUGCAUCACUGUAGAGUCUUCCUUACUUAUGCAUCCACCUUCUCUGGACAAUCUGCAUUUGUCAACCAAAGCCCUGCUCUCUGUGCACUUGUGUGUGUGUGCGCGCGUGUGUGUGUGUGUGCGCCCCCGCACACGCACACACAGGCGUGCCACUGGCUCAAUGCUACUGCCAUAAUCCCACUCCCUUCCCUCUUUCCUUUUCCUUCCUUUUCUUUAUGAGAAAUGUAAAGGAAAAGAAGUUUGGAAUACAGAGCUUUAUUUUACUUGCUUGAAUAUGACUUUGCUACAUAAACUAAUAUACUAUGGUGAACUAUAUCUUUUUGUUUGGCCUCAUCACUAGAGCUUAUACUGCACAGGGUACAAGACAGGGAGGAACGUGUAAGUCUCCGCAUGCAAAGUGGAGAAAAACAGGUUCCUCUCUCAUGUUAAAAGUGUGUGGAUGUCUAUAUACACACACAGGUACAUAAAGAGAGACAUACAUAUAUAUAUCUCUAUAUAUAUAUGCAUACGAUAAAAAAAAUACACACGGGACAAGAACUCUAUGUAGCUUUCAUUCCAUCAGAAAGAUAGUAAUCUUUUGAAAAAUGUUAACACUCAAUUCAGAGUUUUCUUGACUCGUUAAACCCCACCUUACCUAUAAUUUUCUUUAGAAAAAAAAACAAACAUGCACUUUCCUCUUGUGAAGAGGGUGAUGGCAACUGAUAGACUUUGACUGUAUUUGAAUUUAAAAAAAAAUAAAUAUUGACAAGCUUUACCAAAGUUCUUGUCCACUGAUUUGACUUUAAUUUUUGAAGGUUGCUCUAUAUACUUAUUUCUGGUGCCUAUAUAUUUUAAAAAAAGAAAUCAGAUAAGGUAUGCAGGAUACCAUGGUAUAUCGCAUUACUACACGUAGCUCCAUGAAAUUUUUUAUAUAGAGACGUACACAUACUCGCACGCACACGUGUGUGUGUGUAUGGAUAUAUAAAUAUAUUUAUACACACACACACACACAUACAUAUAUGUAUGUUUCGCUAUACUAUAUUUACCUAUGCAGUAGAUCAAAAUCCAUAUGGUGAAGCUCAAGUACUGAUGGUCCUCCCAGUCGCUAAUUAGGGACCGUGAUCGUGUGUUAGCUCUCAAGGCAGGAGUGGCGUGGCGGUGAGGAGCUGCUCGCAUCAGUCAGCGCGGGCCGUGCUUCGCGAAGGCGGCAGGCGCUGCGUGGCUGGGGUGGGCCGUAAAUGACAGAGCGUGAGGUCGGGUGGGUGACGUGUAUCAGAUUCAAACUCAGCCUAUGUAAGAGGUGACCGAACCGGAGAGGGUUUGGGUGCCGCCCGUGAGGGCUGCAGCAGCAGCAGCUUUGUAUUUCUGUGCUCUUCUGCGCUUGGCUGCGGGGCAGCAUUCGUUACCGGUUUGUCGUAGCUUGGGUUCUUUCAGAUUUAAUCGUGACGGAGUCUGGAAACGGUUUUCCUCCGUGCUAUAUCCGUAGAUCAGUUAAUUUAAACCUUAUUUAGUAAAAGUAUAUUUUUCUAAGUUGUGGAGAUGAUUAUUUAAUUGUGGACAGAUUCCAUUUCUAGAUUUAUUUGCCAGGUAGUCCCAGCACUCAGAGAACUGAUCAAAACUAAACAUUACUUUAAAUGUUAUAUCAAUAUAUGUGUAUGUAGACAUACACGUGUAUAAAUAUAUAUAUUGUAUAUUAUGUACAUUUAUUUUAAGCUACAAUACAUCUCCUAUUUUUCCAAGUUCAGCUAAAAAUUUCUCUAAAUAACUACAGAGUUGGCUAGUAACCAGUUAUGGCCAUCAGGAAAGGCAUUGUAUCAAUGAACUUUACAUUUUCUUGUAAACAUUUGUACCAAUUUGUUACCUGUACAAAUGCAAUAAGAAAAAGCGUAGAAAUUAUUGUGUUGGACACCAGAUGUGCAAAAUGAGUUCAUGGCUAAUGAGCAGUGGCACUGGGAGGGUGAGACUAAAUCCAUUAACCACACGCUUUCUGUGCCACCACAAGGUUUUUCUCCUUGUUUCUGACAGUAGUUUUAAAAAAAAAAAGUUUAAAAAAACCCAAACCUCAAACAAAUGAACUUUGUGCAGUAUGUAGACUGUACAUAUUCAUGAAUACAGGCUCUCAAACAGUCACAUGUAUAUAACACAUAUAUAGACUGUUACAGAUGAUGGUGGCCAUUUGAGGUCUUUUCCGUUCACGUAGUUUUGGUUUCUCCAGUACAUUUAUAUCCAAGUCCACAAGACACAGUUUUUCAGGAACUGUAGAGAUAAAGCAAGAAAAUAUUUUUGUGUAAUAUUUCUUUUGAUACACGACUAAAAUUCUAAUGGCUUUUUUUUUUUUUUUUAAGAAUUUUGAGUAUUGCUGAUGUAGGUUUUGAGGUAAUAGUUGCACCAAAAAGUAUAAAUUUGAAAGCGAAUUAAGUGAAACACGGAAACUUUUUGCUUUAGACAGAAGAUGAAUAAUUAUGAGAACUGAAUUAUUGAUCAUACAGAAUUAAACUAAGGGUGUUGCAAAACAUAAAUUUUCAGUUGUGUGGGUAAGACUUAAUAGUCCUUUACUUGGCAAGGUACCAAAUGAGGGCGGGAGUGGUGGGAUUUGGGCAAGAACUGGCGCAGUCACCUAAGGGCAGCACGCAUUGCGUCUCUUCCCAAUUCUUGUGGGCAACGCAUUUCUUAACAUUGCUCUGCUGGAUGAACAAAAACACGCUGACAUUUCUGGAAGGAGGGGUUCCAAACCAGCCCCUCGCGUCAGGGUGCGGAGCCGGGAGAUGCGUGCUCAAGGAGCUCCAUGUCUCCCACAGCCUCUCAUUCCAAAACCUCCCUGCUCCCGCUCCCCGUGGGUGGCAAGUUGAGCUGGGCUGGCGAGGCAGCCAGCCUGGUGGGCUACGGGUUGGGAGCAGGCAGCCCUCCUCCUUGGCUGGAGCCCCAGUCAGAGCGUUACUGGUCCCAGUGUCUCUGUCAGGCAGACGCUGGUGCGCGCACACCGUGCAGCACCUCUUCCUUCCCAAAAGGACUUUCCUGACUUCUGGUAAAACGGCUUAGCCGUCUCCUCUUGUGUUAAUUGCUUAGGAAAUCACUGCCUGUCUCUGUGAGAGGUAUUUUCCAAGAGAAACCUGUUUGGUUUCCAGUUAGGAGAACCGGAGCACAGUCAACUCAAUGAAUCCACGUGGAGGCUUUCCAGACUUCCUUGAGAAUUACUGAAUUAUACCAUCAAGAGUUACAAUAAAAAGAGAUCUGCAUCCUACAUCUUAAAUUUCAGAACAGCUCACAUGGUGGGAAAUAAGAGCAGAACACCAAUAAGCUGUGGAUUAAUGUUCCUCGGUUUUUAAUUGUACGUAAAAUUGCGUUAACAUCUUGAGUUUUCCUUUUGCAGAAUUCCCAGGAAACAUUGGGGGUGGGUUUUUUUUGCCCUAAGCAGCCCUCUCACGCUUAGCAAGCAGUGGACCUGGUGGAAAAGGCUCCAUGUUUCCCAGCCAGUGCUUGAUGCCAUUCGGGCGCAGCAGCGGGUUCCCAGGCGUGGGGCGUCCCCGCUCCCCGUCCCCCCCCCGGCACAGCCGGGCCAGGCAGGAGCGCUGGGCUGCCCCCUUCUUAGAUAGAGCCACCCCGAGCGGAGAGGACUGGGUGAGUAACAGAGAAGUCUUUUGUUUUACGCUCAUUUUGCUGCUAAAUAUUUCCUUUGAGGGGGGAGAGAUUUAUAUCUGGCCCUUGCUCGGCUUUUUGCCGAAUCUGCAGCCAGAGAGGGAGCAGCCCGAGACGGAGGGCGAGCUGAUGAAUGCAGCCGAUUCAGGGCAGGCCACGACAUGCGAACAGAAACCUUUUGAAGGCGAGGGCGCCUUCUUUUGUGGGAUGGCGCCUCGCGCUUAAAAAGAAGGGAGAAAGGAUGCUUUCAGGCCCCGGGUGCCCAGAGUCGCCAGGCAUAGCUGUGCGUGGGGCUGCAAGGUGGCAACGGGGACGGGGCAUCCUUGCGGCUCCCGCAUCCCGGCCCGCAUCCCGCCGCCGGCAUCCUCGGCAACGCGCAGGACGGUGCAGGGGAUGGCAAGGUGGCAGGGUCGGCUCUGUCUCUCGCUGAGAUUUUGUGGUUGCGGCGUGAUCGGCACAGGGUCGAGUGGCGCUGGGUGUUACCUGGGCGUGGUUGGAGUAGCCAUUAGUGUGUUGGAAAGCCACGCACAGGUGUAUGUGUAUGAGAGCGUUUUGCGGACAUUUUUAUUUUGGCACGAGCAUAGUUCAUUGGAACGAGGAUUUAAGCCUAAACAUGACCCUAAUGUGGGACUAGUAAUAAGCCAUUUUUAAAAAAUUGCGAUUUAAAGCUACAUGAAAGAGUAAAUAAAACGCCAUUUGAGCAGACCUUAUACCAGUAAGCUAAAGCAUGAUUUAGAUCAGUAAGGUGGGAUGAGGGAGAAAGGGGAAAUGUUGAAAAGCUUGUGGGUGUUGCAUAUCCAGCCUAAAGACAGCAGCAGGGCCUGGAGAUGAGCGAAACGGAGCAGAAAACAGCAGAGCGGCGGCUGCCGCUGUUUCCCUUUCGGCUGCCCCAGAGAGGGGCUGGAGGGUGAGGAGCAAGGCGUCCGCUAGACACCGCUCUUAAGUGUCCGAGGGAGGAGCAUGAAACGUUUUAGAAGAGUAUUCAAGCAGAAAUGAACCAGCAUGCAGGUUUUGGAAGGUGCGUAGAGGAGGCAGUACAAAGCUGGCUGUUUCUGAGUAACUGGCAGGGCUGCCUUGGGGAAAUGUCACGUAACAUUACCUCAAUAAAAAAGAAAAUUAUCAAAAUUUUGGUAUCCAAUUGGCAUUUCCCAAAGACCAACUUAACCAUAAAACGUUAGGAUUCCCUUCCCUUGUUCACGUUUGCUUUUUUACUCAAAUUCAAGUGCAGAAUACCGUAUUUUUUGAGGGGCACAAGCUCCCGGGGAGGCUGUGGGGGCUCGUGGCAGAGCCCCGGUGGGAAGAGGAGCUCCAGAUUCCUUCCACGCCCUGCAACACGCUGUAUUCAAUCGCAGCCCGACAGCAUCAUGAAACGAGGCAGAAUUAUCAGCUUAGCAGCAAACCGGGUCCGAGCGUGGGUGCCGACCGGCAGCAGCACUGCGGGAGGGAGCGGGGGAGCCCUGGCUCUGGGCUCCGGCUGCGACACCUCGCCUGGGUUUGCUUCAGAGAGCCAAGUUCUGUUGUCGGUGGGUAGAUGUGCUCCUCAGCAACACCACCGCCAGACCCCUCAGUAAUUGGCACCUUCUGAAGAAAAAGGCCAAAGACAAAAUAGGAGAGGGGCAGAGAGACCGAGCCUUAAGCCCAGCUAGGAGCGCGUACUCACACAGAAGGGCGUUUUGGCUGCAAGCUUGUGCAAAUUAAUUGUACAGUUAGAGCGUGAGGCUUCAGCCUCAGCAUUUCAUAAUCAAGAUACCCACUCUAUUUCAGUAAAACAGGGGAAUUUUGGUAGAUUUUUAGGUGCUCUUGUCUUUGCAGCCCUGAGGAGGAAGUUUUCCUUAGUACUACCAAGCCUUGUCACUGCUCAAAUCAAUUUACUAGUUUUAUCUCAUCGUUAUUUUCUGUCAUGUUCUUCAGGCGUUUCCUUAUUUUCUUCUGAAGGCUCCUGCUAGGCUUAUUUUGUCUGUUGGCAGUUUGAGAAGGAAACCGCAAUCGUCAUGUUGACUGAAUGUCAAGUAAUGCCAUGAUUAAACAGUAGCUUACAACAAAACUCUUCUUUGACAGACUGUUUUUUCAAUUUUCAUUUGCUAAGCUGAAAAGGAGAGUCCAGAAGUAGAAGGAAUGAGGGGGUGUCUUUAUUUAAAAUCGAGAAUUAAAAGAAUUAAUUGAAGUUCACUACUUAACUCAGCCACUUGGUGAGUUUCUAAUGAUCCAUAAGGCCGCAACCCAAACUUUUCCAGCAAAGUUAGCACCGCAUCCCCAGAGCGGCGCAGAAUAGUUUGAAGCCCUGGGAAACACAAGACUUCGUAUAUUUCACAACUAAAUGGGUAACUUAAUGAGUUGGAGAGCCCCCUUAGCAGGGACAAUCAAUUAAGUUUAAAAUUCAGCUGGGCAUGAGCAGCCUGAUACAAUGUCUAAGGUCACCCUGCUUUGAGCCGGGGUGGGAGAUAGAUAAGACGAUGGCCUGCGGUCCCCUUCUGACAUAAAUUGUUCUCUGAUUCAGUCAGGGACCUAAAGAGGUCCCUUCAUCUUAAGGGACUUGACUUUUUUAGGCUUUUGGUUCAGAGUUGAGAGACAGUGCCUACUAGGGCUCAUGAGAGCAAAAAUCUGGGCUGCAGAGAUUCUUUUGCUGAUGACGAAAUUUUCAUAUUGCAGAGCCAGCUGUAAAGCACCUCCCACCCUCUGGGAGCCCACAAGGAGGGCAAAGCAAAAAUAAGCUAUUGUAUCUGCAGAUGAAAUAUUUGAGUACUGUGCUGCACUUUUCCAAUUAACUCUCUAAGCAAAACUGCCUGAAACCAGCAAGCAAUUGCAUCUGCUGCCUGCUUCCUCCCGUCUCUCUUCAUGCUCAUCAUUCAGCACAAAAAAAAAACAAAGCAAAACAAAACAAAAAAACCUGCUCUUUGUAAUCAAGGUAAUGCAAAGUAAAUACUUACAUUUUUGUAAUAAAACAGCUUGGCCUAUCUACAAAUGAGAGCAUAUAAAUCCCCUCUUAGGAAAGGAUGAAUUUUAAAAUUGGAACAACAGCUUGAUCCAUAAUUCAGCAAAAACACAACAGAAAAGCAAGGAAAAAAGUGCAGAACUUAAAAAUAAAUCAUUUUAAUUGUGUUAACUUUUAAUGAGAUUCUGCCUGGGUGGAAAGUAAAGUGUAUGUACACAAGCAGAAAACAGCAGGGCCUGGAACUAACAUCCACUGCUCAACUUUGUAGUUUGCUCUCCAAAGCAGCACUAAUGUAACUCUGGUUUUGUGUCUUGUUAUGAUAAACAAAAAAUUCUUCCUAAGUGAUAGUUAAAUAAUUGAAAGGCUACCAGCAAUAAGUUUACUUAGCUCAACUGAUUUCAGCCGCAGAGUUUUCAAGCGCCACAAAAUUGUGAAGGCAAAACCUCCAAAGACGUUGAAGGUGCGUAUGCGUUUUUGUGGAUGGCACAUCCUUACUUACUGCCAUCAGCAAGCUUUUUAAAAUAAAUCUAAUCAAUCUUUAAAUAACGUAUUUCAAAGUGCACUUCACUUAGUUUAGGCUUAAUAAAAAUCUGCCUGCGAUAUCCUGUAUAUUUUUAAAACGCAAAUGCACAAGAUGUGAAAUUCAGCCUGCGUGUUUAUACUGGGCAGAAACCCCCACCACCGUCAUCAAGGCAAUCAAUCAGGCUUAGCUCCCGUCAGGUUUAUGAUUUUUCAGAACGUUGUUCUCACUGCUCCGUUAUUUUAGCUCAGCUUUCGGUGUUGCUGCCUCCCCUUUUGUUUCUGGAAGCCAGGAGCCAGGGGAGGGUUUGUGGUGAGAGGCACUGGGAUGGCUGGAGGACCCCCCCCCAGCUCGUCUGCUGAGAGGGAGGGUGGCUUGAGGCCGGAACCUCGGAGCUCCUUUAGCAAGAUGUGGUUCGAUGGCUUGUCACUCCACCGUUGGGUGUGAGCUGGCGGCAGGGAUCCUCCCCGGGGCUGGCUGUUCGGAAGACGAGGAAAAAAAUAGAUGUUGCCUGUUGCUGGUGGACUCGAGGUUGGGAGUAUCAGAGCCCCCCCGUGCAGCUUGUAUGAUUUGUUCUGCGGCACUGUCGGAGCACGUUACUGCCACAGGCCACAGAAAUCCAAACUUGGAGACUGAGGACCCGACUCUGCGAGGUGGCGCGGGUGAAUGUGUUUCGUGGUGCGCGGGCAGCCCAGCCCAGCAGCGGUCCCAAGCUUGGAGAAAGUCUUGCUUCAUCUGUGUCAGCCAGAAAGCUUCGGGGCAUGCUCUGGAGGAGCACACGCGAGCGAGGGGGUGUGGAGGAGCGACUGUGUGUAUGUGGAGCCAGAGGGAGUGCUGGGCACAAAUGAAUGAGUUGAAGUGUCUUUCGCGAGCACCCCACACUGCGUUACCCUGCAAGGACCACACUGGUGGCCAGAGUGAGCUGUAGCCAUUUAUCAUGUUUAGUGAAAGGUUUGCUGACCUUUAAAGGUUAUCGGGCAGCAUUACUAGAUACUGGUGACUAGGGAGUACCAAACUUUAUAGUGCUAGGAGCACAAAAGACAGCAAACUUCGCCAUGAGAACACCCACAUGUCCUGCUCCCUCCAUCUUUGCGUACUUGAGCAGGGCCAGCCACAAAGUGACUCUAGACAGAAGCUACAAAGGUUGAGCAAAACCUAAAGGGCAGAGCAGAAGACGAGGGCUAUUUUGUCUUCACAGCAGGAAAUCAUUGUGGAGGAGAACCAAAUUGUGUAGAGGUAACCCCCAGAAAGUCUCUCAAAGGAGAUGCAGUUUCUGAACAAGGUUCAAGACAACUUUGACCACAUCAUGUGCGGUCAGACUGCGCCGUUUGUAGAGUAGUAUUACAAGACUAGCAGGUUCUCCAAUCUCAGAGAGGUGCUAUAAGGAUAAAAUUUACUAAUGCUGGUGAAAGAUGCUUGGAUACUACAGGGAACACCACCACAGAAAUGCCUAAAAAAACUGAAUUCAUAUUUGCGUGUUUUAAAUGUGCCUUUAGGUUCUCUAAAAUUGACUUGUUUUUAGUUUCAUGGAAAUACUUUUAAAAAUCGGGAGUGGGGAGUAGUGUCUGGAAGCAGCAUCCUAAAAAAUGGGCAGCACAAAGUCUGAAGACUCUUGCUUGGGAAAGAGGGGAAAGGAUGCUUGGGGGCCUUGUCUUUUCCCCACCUGACCCUCAGACCAUGGAGCGUUCUGCAGGACGGCUUGUUCUGUUCUCAGCAGGUUUCCGACACUGAAAGAGUCAAGAGCAGUAGCUGGCCACCCUUUAGGGCCUGCUGCAGUUGCAUUGGGAUUAAGGUCAAUUCUCUAACACCUUUCUGUAGAGAAAAAGCACCAUUUUUUCAGUUCAUUUCUGUAAUUUGAAGGUAAACCUGAGGACUAGGCAAAGGCGUAUUUCACCUGAGAGGUAUCGCUUGGUUUUCAUUUCUUUCAGAAUAUUUUUCAGUAUCAUAUUCAGAUUCUUUCCUUCAGGAUAAAGCUGUCUUUAUGCAAAGCAGUGUGCCUAAUAGCCAUCCUCGACUACUUAAACAAGUCAAUUUUGCAAGGACUGUAGGUGUCAAGCCAGAGCACCGUUUGGGACUACAGUACAGGGAUCCUAGAUCUUAAAUGAAAUGUUACCUCAUGCAUCAUUUUCUGUCAUACUUGUAGAAUUCCAGUUGAUUUCUCUCAAAAUAAACAUUGCUUUCUGUAGUUUGUACAUGUGCUAAAGCUACCGGUUUGGUUUUUUGGUGACCAUUUUGUUCUGCUUUAAACGUGGGUUUUCUUUAAACUCUAAAGAAACCAAUGAUGGUAAAAACUUUGUACAUUUUUAAACGACUGCUAAGGUCAAAAGUAUAAAAGUAUCUGUUGCAUUAAAAUUGAGUGCUGUUUAUGUAUUUAACAGAGAUGUAUGGUUUUGCAUUGUUAAAAAGAAUGAUCUAUGCUUUCUUGGUGGGGGGGGAAUCUGUGCUCCAAUGUUGUCUGAUAGCUUUCAUAUUCUAAUUACUUUAAGUAAAGUUCUAACAGUUUGCAUACGA